AUGCUCAUGAUGCAUAUUUUGAUUGAAUAAAACUUAUUUUUUUAAAUACAGUGUUUUAAUUUUGACCUACAAAAACAGCAAUUUCAUAUGGUACAAGGUAGUAGAAGGUUUUCUCCAUUUACCUGUGACUAGUUAGAGAUUAGGACUUCAGUUCUGUUAACAGAAAAUUAAUUGGAGAGGAGUUCUACAACCUCAGCAGCUUAACAAUCCCUGAAACGGGGACACCACUGUAACAAUAUUAAGAACAAACUUGCCUGAAUGAUAAGAUCAUGUUUACAAAAGACCUCCAAAAUUUGUUGGAAAUAAACAUUAGCUGUCUAGAGUCUUACAUGGAAAGAUGCUUGUGAAUGUGUUGAUGCAACUUGGCAUAAGAGAUAAAUACCCAGAAGUGGUAUAGCUGGAUCAUAUGGUAAUUCUAUCUUAAAUUUCUUGAGGAACCUCCAACCUUCCAUAGUGGCUGCACCAGCUUGCAUCCCCACCAACGUGGAACCAGCCAAUAGGACCUGGACCUCUGGUCUCCCAGUGAGAGAGACUGCAUCUGAACUCAGCUGGCCAUGGUACUAUUACUUUCUUCCAAUGAAGACUUUCCAUGUGACUCAAGAUAUGCAGAUACUGGGCGCAAGGCUCUUUUCUUAAAACGAAGGCCUAUUUCUUCGGUGAUUCACUCAGGCCCCAGGGAACGGAUAAUAGCCCCAGGAGGGGUCUCUCGCCCGGGCAGUCACGAGAGGAGUUUGCGCGGCGGUCGCAGAGGCGCGCCCGGGGCACGCUGGGAACGCGGGGCGCCGCGGCCCGGCCUGACCCGGAAGGGCUGGUGCGUGGUAACCCCGGCUUCCCUAGCAACCGAGCAGGUGGCUAGUCCUAACCAUCCGCAUCCUCUUGUUCAGACACCUCGCGGGAUGCCGCUGCGGGUUAGCGAUUACAGCUGGCAGCAGACGAAGACUGCGGUGUUUAUCUCCGUGCCUCUCCGGGGCGUCUGCGUCAGAGACGUGGACGUGUUCUGCACGGAAAACUAUUUGAAGGUCAACUUUUCUCCAUUUUUAUUUGAAGUGUUUCUCUAUGCGCCCAUAGACGAUGAAAACAGCAAAGCCAAGAUUGGGAAUGACACUAUUGUAUUCACCUUGUAUAAAAAAGAAGUGGCCAUGUGGGAGACCCUUUCUGUGUCAGGUGUUGACAAAGAGAUGAUGCAAAGAAUAAGGGAGAAAUCUAUUUUACAAGCACAAGAAAGAGCAAAAGAAGCUGCAGAAGCAAAAGCUGCAGCAAGGCGAGAAGAUCAAAAAUAUGCACUAAAUGUUAUGAUGAAGAUUGAAGAAGAGGAGAGGAAAAAAAUAGAAGAUAUGAAAGAAAAUGAACGACUAAAAGCAACUAAAGAAUUGGAAGCCUGGAAAGAAUGUCAAAGAAAAGCUGAAGAACAAAAAGGAAUUCAGAGAGAAGAGAAAUUCUGUGAACAAGGAAAGCAAAUUGAAGAAGAGAGAAACAAAUUAAAACAUAAAAGCCUUACUAGAAUUGCAGCAUCUAGAAAUCUUGCCACAAAAGGAAGAAAUUCAGAAAAUAUAUUUUUGGAGAAGUUAAAGGAAGACAGUAUUCCUGCUCCUCGCUCUGUUGGCAGUAUUAAAAUCAACUUUACCCCUCGAGUAUUUCCAACUGCUCUCCGAGAAUCACAAGUAGCAGAAGAAGAGGAGUGGUUACACAAACAAGCAGAGGCACGAAGAGCACUGAAUACUGAUAUUCCUGAACUUUCUGAUUUAAAAGAAGAAGAAAAGAACCCAGAAUGGCUGAAGGACAAAGGGAACAAAUUGUUUGCAAAAGAAAACUACUUGGCAGCUAUUAAUGCAUACAAUUUAGCCAUAAGACUAAAUAACAAGAUUCCACUAUUGUAUUUGAAUCGGGCUGCUUGCCACCUAAAACUAAAAAACUUACACAAGGCCAUUGAAGAUUCUUCUAAGGCACUAGAGUUAUUGACACCACCUGUUGCAGAUAAUGCUAAUGGAAGAAUGAAGGCAUAUAUACGACGUGGGACUGCAUUCUGUCAACUAGAAUUAUACAUAGAAGGCCUACAGGAUUAUGAAGCUGCGCUUAAGAUUGAUCCAUCCAAUAAAAUCGUACAAAAUGAUGCUGAGAAGAUUCGGAAGAUAAUUCAAGGAACAGAACUAAAAUCUUAAUGACUGCUGAAGCAACUAGGAAUUUUAAGAAGUAAUAAAAAAUAAAAUUUAAAAAAUGAUGAAAAAAGUUAAAAAAAAUGGAGUCGCUUGCCCCCACUGACAGUAAACCAAGAUAUAAUUGCCGGAAUUUGACCUCUAACCAGUCAAUCUGGAAUUUCCUGAUCAGCACUACUGAGGUAAAUUGCUUAAUAGACCACCAGCCUUUCCCCAGAGGAAGGUGACCUUGCCUGAAAAGAUCCUUUUUUAAAAUUUUCUUAGGAGCUUCUUUGUCCUGCUCUGUUUCUGCCUUUAAAAGUCUUCCAUUUUGUAGAGCUUCUCAGAGCUUUUCUACUUGCUAGAUGGGAUGCUGCCUGAUUUAUGAAUUGUUGAAUAAAACCAAUUAAAUUUUUCAAAUUUACUCAGUUGAAUUCCAUUUUUUAACACACAGAAUCAGAACAAGGAGAAUUAGUUUGAGUGGAAUGUUUCAUGGCAUCAUGCAUCCAAUUCUACACAACAGGCUUCCUCUUUCCUAUAAUGUUUAGGAUAAUUACCUCUAUUUAUAAACCUUUAAGACAUACCUCACUGGAACUAACUCUCAUGUAUCAUCAGUAAAACCAAGUUUAAGCUUCAAAUCAUGACCAGAUUACCAGCAUCUUCUCUUUGCCAUUGUCCACAGUUUUUGAAAUGUAAUUCCCCUUUCUAAAAUGUUUAAAGGCAUAUGA
Mirounga angustirostris (Northern elephant seal) is the source of this 2860-nucleotide messenger RNA. RefSeq names its product dynein axonemal assembly factor 4 (gene DNAAF4). The transcript has 14 exons. Lineage: Eukaryota; Metazoa; Chordata; Mammalia; Carnivora; Phocidae. Bases 555 to 2159 code for a protein of 534 amino acids. The record is from RefSeq and is a predicted model, not a curated record. Gene Ontology annotation, molecular function: nuclear estrogen receptor binding. Gene Ontology annotation, biological process: epithelial cilium movement involved in extracellular fluid movement; outer dynein arm assembly; inner dynein arm assembly.